Molecule: messenger RNA, 5094 nt
Organism: Nymphalis io (European peacock)
Lineage: Eukaryota; Metazoa; Arthropoda; Insecta; Lepidoptera; Nymphalidae
Gene: Ndfip
Product: NEDD4 family-interacting protein 1
Exons: 6
Coding region: 214-873 (219 amino acids)
Biological process (GO): metal ion transport; vacuolar transport; positive regulation of protein ubiquitination
Cellular component (GO): endoplasmic reticulum; perinuclear region of cytoplasm; Golgi apparatus
Molecular function (GO): WW domain binding
Source: RefSeq, a predicted model, not a curated record
CUAUUCUAAUUUCUAUGAUUUAUUUGUUGGUCGAAGUUAAAGGUGGGUUUGUACGUUACAAAUUAUAGUGUGAUUGUUCUGAUAACGUAUUAGAAAGACCUUGAAUAAUGUGCGUUAACGUAAUGAACAGUGACUAGUAUCAAAGAUUUCCUUCAAAGCCUUAUAAUAUUUUUGAGACGUACAAUUGAGAAAAUAUUUGUGUACAAUAAAAAAAUGAGCCAAGCUCGAGUUGACGAUUUAUGUCCCACGGCGCACCUUCGGGUCAUAUUGCCGUCAUCAAUGGACAAUAACAUGCCACCACCAUUUAUUGAUAUCAAUAAUCUCCAUGAUAUACCACCACCACAGGCGGACUUCUCUGCUCCCCCACCAUAUGACGUGGCUGCUAACUCCAAGCUGCCUACAUAUGAAGAGGUGCAGCGCGAGAAGCAAAUGGAAGGAGAGGGACUGCAUCAGAUCCCUCCGCCGAGCCACCCGACGAUCACGGCGUUCGUGACGGUGGAGCCGCCCGAGGGCGCGGCCGAGACGCUCGACCCCGAGAACAGCCUGCUCGGAACCGACAUCAUGUUCCUGACAUCGUUUUUCGUCGCAUUCCUGUUCAACUGGAUCGGCUUCCUGCUGCUGAUGUGCUUCUGUCACACCGUGGCGAGUCGCUACGGUGCGCUGGCGGGCUUCGGCCUGUCGCUCGCCAAGUGGACUCUAAUCGUCAAACACUCCACCGAGCUCGCCUCGCACGAGAACUCCUGGCUCUGGUGGCUCAUUAUGGCUUUCGGUAUCUUGAUCUGCGUGCGUGCAGUGAUCCAGUACCUGAACAUAAAGCGCGGCUGGCGGCUGCUCUCCGGAACUGCUCAGGAACGACUCCUGUUCUUCUAUUGAAACAUAUUUGUAAUUGUAUUCGAUUGGCCCGCACGACCGAAUCGCCAUGUAAGUAGCGAUAGUUGAUUCUGUUGAUGAUUAUAUAAUUAUUAUUUUCAAAAAUAUAUUGCAACAUCAUAAAAAUUAUUGACGAGUUAACGCAAAAUUUAAGCUAAAUUAAGCACAAACAGUUUUCAUUUGUAAAAUGUAAUGAACAUUGAUCCUAGUGUACACAAUCAUUAAGCUUAUUCGACAGGACUGCCCAAAAGAAAUAUUACUUUAUACAAUCUUAAGGCUAAAUUCAUAAUAAUAAUAUAUAAUAUUCGUUCAACCAAAUAAUAAAAAAAAAAAAAAAUAAUGUCUAUCCUGAAGAUUCAUUACUUAAAAUGUGAUAUAAAUUUAUGAAAUAUGUUGUCUUUAGUUCGUUCAUUCAAAGCUUAAACAAAAGUGUUUAAUAAGUGCGUCCUAUCCGUAAUAACAUGAAUAGCUUGUCGAAACGUGAACACCUUCGAUGGCUGACUCAAGGAGCUAUGCUCGGUUGCAUCACAAAUAUUCAUAUUUCGAGUUAAAAAUAUACUUUUUAAAUCGACAAAUGAAUGUGUGAGUGAAGUGAAGUGCUGGGUCUCCUGUCCUCUUGAGAAUGUCUUGGAAAUCUACAGCUUCUACCAAUUUGCAUUAAAGCAAUUCAAUGCAAAUUGGUAGACACAACUGCCCUAAAAAUGAGGGGAUGUAUGUGAUAUUGAUAUUUGACUGUACUGGCCGUCGUCGCGUUUGGACUCUACUACCACUUACCAUCAGGUGGAGUAGAGUCAUUUGCCAUCCCGGCGCAUAUAAAAAAAUAUUCUUUAUUCCACCAUAAAUAUCAAAUUUAGAUAUGUCCUUAGAAUCCUUGUAUCAUCCGAAAUUAUAAUGGCUAUGAUUUAUUUACUUUUUAAUUUAUAUAUAUUACUAUCUUUCGGCAGGGCGGUUGUUUUUUUUUUUUUUUAAAUUUAAAUAGUUAUUUUCAUCAUUAUAAUCUCAGCUUCGUUUGUCAUUAUAUGUAGGUCAUUUUUUGUCUUUAUGGGAUGAACGAACCAAGGACAAUAUAAUAUCCUAGAGCUGUCAUAUUAGAUAAGCUAGAAGAUUGUGUACAAUAUAAUCUUAUAAUUGUUUCGAUUGUAAUUGCUCAUUAAAAAUGUAUUAUUUUAUUAAAAACAACAAAGACAUGAUUUUAUAUUAUUAAUAUUAUUAUAAGUUGUUACUUAGUGUAUGAUGAUGGAUAUCAUUGUGGAAAAUAAUUUAUGAAUAGUUUUUUUUUUAUUUUUCUUUUAUUAUUAAGAAAUCGAGUCAUUUAUAGAAAUGGUUAUUUGGUAGGAAUAGUGAAUUUCAUAUAACUACAUCUCAACUUAUCUAAAUGUUAGAUGUAAGUUCGAUGUUAUUGAAAUUUAAAGGUUAUAAUAAGUAAGCAUAAGAUUCAAAAUCGCAUCUCGCUUUCUAUACACACGAAUUGGUUUGUAUGUGGUAUGUAAUAGAAAUCUAAAAUAGAAAUGUUCCGAUUUUUCAAUAAAUGCUUUAGACUUGUUCUAAGAUUAGAGCGGACUGAUAAAAGUAAAUACGUUUCAUUAAUUUAUACUGUAAGGUUGAAAUUUGUAUAAAAUAUCAUGAAAGUAUUGAAAUAUUGAAACAGUUAUACAAAUUUGAACCUUCCUCUAUAGUCUAUAAAGUUGAUUUUUAAAUACACCUUGCAAUACAUAUAUUCUCACAUUCGCCCAAUGUAUUCGGUUAUACUUUCAAUAUUUAUGAUAAGAACUCGGUUAGCUAUUUAAACAAAAUAUGUGGUAAUACAGGUCGUUGACCUUUAGAGAUCCAACCGCUAUUAAAUAUGACAUUCGAAUAAAUUCCAUAAAUGUCAGUUAGUAAAUAGUAGGUAUUUAGAAAUUAUUUUUAAUUAUUUACCAAAAAACAUAUUAAAGUUAGUUUGAAAAUAAGACUUUACGUAUGAAAAAUUUAAUUUUCAUGUUUUCAUAGAAUUUAUUUCACAUACGAUUGAAUAUAUAUAAAUAAAUGCAGCUGGUUAAAACCAGUUUUGACUAAGCAUCACUAGGCUUUACUCUGGUAUCUUUGCUGUAUGUAUAGUUCAGUAGUACAUCCAAUUGUAUACUUUACCAAUUACAGUGGACACUUGACCACACAUAUAUAUAUAUAUAUAUAUAUACAACAUAUUCUGAAUGAAUUAUAUAUAAACAGGGGUGCUUAGUUUUCUUCGUCAAUCGUUUAAUACAAGACUGGUGGUUUUGUUUACGAAACUUGUGCUAAAGUUUAAAUAAGGUUGAGCUAGAUACUAUUUUAUUAACAUAAAGACAGGUCCAUUCGAAUUGUAAUUGAGUAAAGUGUGCUUAUAUAUUUUUUUUAUAUAUUAAUGAUUUCAGUACGAAGCGAUCUUAGCUUUUAUGAAGUGUAGUAAUUUUUUUGUAAGUCUGUAUGUUUGGAGAUAGAAUAUGUAAUAAGGUGGUACCUUAACUGUGUACGAUAGCGGUGGUACCAGUCUGGGUAGGAAGAGCUUGCACAAAGCCCUACCGCCAAGUAAAUCGUUUCGUUAAAAUCGUUCUCAAUACUUUUAAUACAUGAGACUUAAAAACUUACGAAGCGUAUUUUGUUGGGAUUCUUUGUCUUACGCCUCGUAGACUACAUCUGUAAACGAAACGGGUCGUUUCUUGAAUAUAGUAACUGGUCAUAAACAGCGAAAUAAUUGGAAGUGUUUUUUUUUGGUACAUUAUGGCAUGUCUGAGUUUAAUUAUAACUUUAUAUUUAUUAGAGGUCAGGAUUUUGUAAAUACUAAGUAAUAUUUGCUUACAAAAUGUUUGUGCUAUUUAUAUAUCAACAUAAUGAGUGUGACUCAAAUAUUACCCAGUCGAUCAGUCAAUCCAGUUUUUAUUCUCAAACAUUAUAAAAGUAUAUUUCAAAGCUUCACGUCCAGAAAUACAUUAGUUUUUAAUUACGACAUAAUAUCGCAAAGCUUGUACACUUUUACACUAAUUAUGUGUCUCAUAUUUAUGCCGUUUAUCCUGAUUUCCGAACGAAAUUUGAUGGAACUAAGACUUGCUAUCCUUUUCAAUCUCGCGUUAGAUUGAGAGACAGCAAUAGUUAGUAUCGUUAAAUUAGUUUAGAUACAGAAUCGACACGAUUAUUGGCAUUAAUUGUCACGGUAACUUUACGCUAAAAUUCGUAGUUUAUAAACAUCACAACCAAAUUACUAGACUAGUGUUUGAUGUUCAAUUUAAACGUAAAAUAAGUAAUAAAAUUUAAAUGUGCGCUUUUACUAAUUCCGCACUAAAAAUUAUCGAUUAUUAUUAUUUUAGAUUUUAUCUCAAAAUCGUAACUCUAGUGCAAUAAAUAUCUAGUUAAUAGAGUUUAUUGUAUAUUUGUAUAGACCACAGACUAAAUCAAUAUAUUUUUAAUUAAAAAUGUUAUGUAUAUUUUUUUAUUGUUGUAUCAUUGUCUGCGGCAAUGAAUGUGGAAGGUUCAUCAAUUUUCUGUAUUUGAAUGUAUGAUACAAAUUAUACAUAUUUAUGUGGCUAAGUGUUCGGAAAUUAUAUUAUAUUCAAUCUGUCAUCGGAUUGUAUGACGUCACUGCAUAUUAUAGCCGCCAUCUUGUAAUAUAAUAUGUUAAGUUGCAAUAACAGCCCGUUAAUGUCCCACUGCUGGGCUAAGGCCUCCUCUCCCUUUUGAGGAGAAGACUUGAAGCUUAUUCCACCAAGCUGCUCCAAUGCGGGUUGGUAGAAUACACAUCUGAUCUCAUCUGGUGUCUGAUUUCAUUGAAAUUCUGCCACGUGUGCCUCAAAACAGGAGAGGAGGCCUUCAGCCCAGCCGUGGGAUAUUCACAGACGUUACGGAUGUUAAGUUAAACAAAAUAUAAUUUUAAAUCGAUUCAAACGUUAAUUUAGUGUGUAGUCUACACAAAUAAAUGAUUUAGGCAAGCCUAUAUAUUAUAAUACGACGCCACGUUCACACCUAGUGUUAGUCUAAUUACAUAUAUGUAAUUAUGAGUUAAAAAUGUGAGUUAUAAAUGUAAGGAUAUUAUAUUAUUUUUGUAGUUUUUAUUUUAGUUAUGUAAAAUAAUUUACAAGGUUUAUCAAAUUUUAUCUUUAGGUUAAUUAUGUUGGCGAAUUCACUAAAAAUAUUGGUUCGAUGUAUUUUAUAUUUAUUAAAUUGUGAUUUUGUAAAUUUAUUCAAUGAAAACGCCUUAAUAAAUGUCUACUGGUA